This is a messenger RNA of Notodromas monacha, 865 nucleotides long. The record is from the annotation of a GenBank genome assembly. Lineage: Eukaryota; Metazoa; Arthropoda; Ostracoda; Podocopida; Cyprididae.
GCAGGAUUUUCGCUUGUUUUUGUUGGUUUGGUGUACCUAACGAUGUCGCGCAUCACCAUUUUGCUCCUGACUGUGUCUGCCGUCGUCGGUUAUGCCUCUGCUCAGGCUCCACAAGUUACCGAAAAGGUUUUUUUCGACAUGACAAUCGGAGGCAAACCUGCUGGACGGAUCGAAAUUGGUCUCUUCGGGCAAGUCGUACCUAAAACUGUGCGAAAUUUCCGCGAAUUGGCUACCAGGCCCGAAGGCGAGGGUUAUAAGGGAUCCACUUUUCACCGAGUUAUCAAGAACUUCAUGAUUCAAGGAGGUGACUUCACACGGGGGGAUGGAACUGGUGGUCGUAGCAUUUAUGGCGAGAGAUUCGAGGACGAGAACUUCCAGUUGCGUCACUACGGAGCUGGUUGGCUCUCAAUGGCAAAUGCCGGGCAGGACACGAACGGCUCUCAAUUUUUCAUCACAUCCAAGGCAACUCCAUGGCUUGAUGGGAAACAUGUCGUUUUCGGCAAAGUGAUCAAAGGAAUGUCCGUUGUGGAUCAGAUCGCAUCGCUCCGUACUGAUGGCAGUGACAGGCCUAAUCAGGCUGUGAAGAUUGCCGAUAGUGGAAGCGAGCCUGUUGCGAGGCCAUUCGCCGUCGAACUUAGUGAUGCUCGGGAGUAACUUACAUUACGAACCGCGCAGCUCGUGAUGACUCCAGGGUCGUAAAAUGUUGCUUUCGUUGUUCGCGUUUCUCACAUGAGCCCGUGUUCUGGAAUCUCAGUGAUUUCGUGCGUCUUGUGAGAUGCUAAGGAUUUGAAUCUCCGUCCAUGAUUCAUUUUUCUCUUCGUUCCGACUUCAUUACCGUUUGGUGAAUGAAAAUACUUCGACCGAU